GGGUGUCACACUUAGAGUUGUUUGCACAAAAGCAUGUUAGGUGCAGCCCGUUUUAGGCAGGUGGUAUCGUGAGGCGAAUAGAGUCUGACUGGUUCAAUCGUUUUCCCCCUAAGCGCUGCGGCAUACUGUUAGCCUAAUACUAGCAGCAACACGAUGGCGCUGAAAGUGAACCUUACGCUAAACAAGACAUAUUUUCUUCCUGGCGAGGUAGUCCGUGUUUCUGUCCAGAUUAGCAACGAUGAGGACGCAGCGAGCACGGGAGAGAAUACAGGCGUGAAACAGCUACAUAGUCCUCUGCAUAUUAAGGAGAUUAGCUUUCAGGCUUGUGGCUUAGAGCGAACGGACUCUAGCUUUAUUAAACGCUUGCACCAUCAGGAAGUGCCGGCGGAUGUGUCCGAUGCUCGAAGGCAAGUUCGCAAUAUUUUCAGUACCGAGCCUGCGCUUCUUAUAAACGACCAGGUACUGGCACCGCAUGCUGUGCAGCACUUUCAGCUAAGGUUCCGGCUGCCCUCCGUGCUGCCGCCCUCCUUUCGGGGCACCGCUGUGCGUUUCCAGUACCUGAUCCAGGUCAAGGCCGUGUACCGGUUGCAUACAGAUGGCGCCGAGGCGGUUGCCUACGAAACCACCGCCUCCACCUCCCUCGUGGUCUGGCCCAGCUGCUCCACCACCACUGCUGUAACUGCACCCACCACCCCGCCCGGCAGCACAUCCACUCCCAGUACCGCUGACCGCCAAGGUGGCAGCAGCUCCCAGGACCCCUCCGCCAGGAGCGCAGGCGCCCUGGACUCCGCCACAGUCGCACUGCCGCAGCGGGAGCUCUCCCGCACCAGCACGGCUGGAGCAGGCGCAGCUGGUAUGCAUGGGGCUGCGGGGGCUGGAGGGCUGGCGGCGCUUAGCAGCGGCGGCGGUGCCCUGGCGUCCGGGAGCCAUGGGGGAACAGGCGGUGGAGGCGGAUGGGGGGCUGGAGGGGGCGGAGGUAGUUGCAGCGGCGGAGGUGAUGAGGGAGAUGUAGGGAUGUGCGACUACAUGUUGGGGCAGCAAUGCAGUAUCCGGUGGCAAAAGCUACGAAGCGACGUUUCUGGUGUCAGCACCGAUGGUGGGUUGCGUGCAGACUCUCCUCGAGGCGUCUUAUGCGGUGGCGGUCCUGGCCCCUACCCACCCUGUGUCGCGCCCGGCCUGCCUCCCCAGUGUGGAGUUAUCCCCUUCGGCAUAAACCGCCCAGCGCAGCGCAUCUUCCCGCAAAGCCCGGCUCUCGUCCCCAUGGCUGACACGGAUUCUGACGCGGAAACGGAGCCCGGUGGGACAACAGCCAGAGGCUUCCGCAUUCGUGCCUGGUCCGCUGCCGGGACACGCCCGUCCCCUCUCGUUCGCGACUGCAAGGCUAACAGCAACGGUGCCGGCGGGACCCCGGCUGCUUCCCUGGCCUCCCAGGUGACUCAGCGUGUGCAGUCGCAGCUCUCCGGCGGCACCUCGGGUGCUAUGGCUGGUGGCGGUGCAGGCGGAGGCAUUUGUCUGUACGGCAGCCAGCCCAGCCGGCGCGGUUCGCUCUUUGGCAAGGUGUAUGCGCUCAAUGUGGGAGAUCAGCCGCUGCUGAGGCUGCUGCUGCAGGCCCCGCUUGAGUUGGCACUGCAGCCAGGAGCCACCUUUGGCGGAGUGCUGGACUUCCGCCCGCCCCUGCUGCACGCGGCAGAAGUGGGGGCAGCCGCCUCGGCCUCGCAGGCCGCGGGACCCAGUGUGGGUGCGGUGCGGGUGCCGGUGACGUGUCAUGACGUCGCUGUGCUGCUGGAAAGCGAGGAGGUGGUGGCACCAGAGUGCAGACAGCAGUUCAAGCACGAUGGCAGCAGGGCGCCUGGCGGGGCACCCCACACUAUCCGCCGCCUACACGCGGAGCACUCCGAGCUCUGCUUCAACAGUGCGCUGGUCUCCUUCACCUUCUCGCUCCCCGCCUCUGCCACCCCAUCCUUCCGCAGCCCAAUGGUAGCACUGCGCUGGGUGCUACGGUUUGAGCUACUUGUGGGGCCACAGCUCAACUUUGCCGCCUUGGACAAACGCGCAGGGGCGCAGCGGCCCAACCUGGAGCAGCUGGUGUGGUCGCUGCCGCUGGUGGUGCGGCCGCCGGCAGCUGUGUAGCGGUGAUAGCUGGCUCAGAUAUCAAUAAACCCGUUCCCUGGUGUUAGCGCCUUCCCGUAGCUUGUUGCGGCCCGGCCGUGGGCGCUUGGUUGGUUGUUGAGCCUCUACGUUGCUAUUACACUUGCCAGCUAACAAUUAUCAAGUGCAUUAAUGGCGUUAACCUGGGCGUUCCGAUGGUGUUAAGAACGCUGGCCGCGAAUAGGAACGUACUGGAUGAACUGUGCUUGUAGAACAAGGAACGGUGGGCCCCUGGGUGUUUCCAUUGGAGAUCAGCGAAACCAAGCCUAUGCCAACCUAAGUCGUACGCUACGCGCUCCUAAGCCUGCCUAAGCGCCCUGCUUCUACUAGUAAGGCCCGCCUUCGGCGGGAGCUACCCGUAGCUCGCGGGAGGGAGCUGGAUGGACUAAGAGUAGGCAUGGGAGGUGAUGUCGAAACAAGAUGUGGUUGCACGCAUGUACGGCGUGAGGAUGCAGAAGAAUACUUGUAUCACAGAAGGAGUGGCAGCGGUUGUCGCCAAGGCUGCUAGCAAUUAAACGGUUAGGAUGCACAAACGGCUUGAGGGCGCUGCGGCACGAAACAUGCAGUAUAUCAAUGCAU
Astrephomene gubernaculifera is the source of this 2727-nucleotide messenger RNA. The record is from the annotation of a GenBank genome assembly. NCBI's taxonomy places the organism in Eukaryota, Viridiplantae, Chlorophyta, Chlorophyceae, Chlamydomonadales, Astrephomenaceae.